Punica granatum (pomegranate) is the source of this 3138-nucleotide messenger RNA. The record is from RefSeq and is a predicted model, not a curated record. Lineage: Eukaryota; Viridiplantae; Streptophyta; Magnoliopsida; Myrtales; Lythraceae.
AUUUUUUAACUUAUAUUUUAUUUAUUUAUGUCUUAAAUUGUUGUUUGUUGCAAGGCUCCUUCGAACGGCUGUCACGUCAGCAUUUCCUCAAUUUCUUGACCAAAUAUGGACGUCAAUUUCGUCAGCAUGCAGUGCGGUGAAAGAAGAAAUCUUUUUCGCUCUGUAUAAAUUGAUUUAAAUUAAAAAGGGUUGAAAAAAUCGUAGCCUACGGUGCUAUUUUCUUUAUAAUAUUUGAUUUUUCUUGAAUUUUCAUUUCAAGCUUUGAAGCUUUCCAACGGUCUGUGGCUGUGGGGCGGAUGCCCAUCUUUCGUUCAAGAACAAUUGCACGAGUUCGUCAUCUUCCGUUUUCCAUUACCCAAUUCGCAAAUCUCAGUGCCUAUCAAUCAAAGCUCCUCCCCACUGAUCUCCAUAUCCUGCACUGUAUCACCGCGUACAGGUUCCAUGAAGCUCGGAACCUGCUCGACAGAAUGCCUCAGAGAGGCCAGUACGGGCGUGUCGGCCACUGGACUGCGCUUCUCUCGAGGUUCUCGAGAGUGGGUCUCGUCGAUGAAGCCAGAGCGCUCUUUGAUAUCAUGCCCGAGAAGAAUCUCGUCACUCACAAUGCCAUGUUAUCGGCUCUCGUGCAGGGCAAUAGGCUCGGUGAGGCUGUUAGGUUCUUCGAGCGAAUGCCUGAGAAGAAUGUGGUCUCGCGGACUUCGGUGAUCUGUGGCUUGUUUGAUGCUGGGAGAAUUGAUGAAGCAAAGCGGAUGUUUGGUGAAAUGCCCGAGAGGAAUGUUGUUUCCUGGAAUGCAAUGAUUGCUGGGUUGAUAAGGAAUGGCCAUUUGGAGGAAGCUGGGAGGAUUUUUUAUGCAAUGCCCGUCAAGAAUGUAGUUUCUUGGAAUGCUAUGAUAGCUGGGUAUGCUGAGAGUGGCAGAGUGGAAGAGGCGAGGGCCUUGUUUGAAGAGAUGGGAGAGGAGACUAAGAAUGUCGUUACGUGGACUAGCAUGGUGGCAGGAUAUUGCAGGAGUGGAGAUGUUGAAGCAGGGUACUCUCUGUUCUCGAGAAUGCCCGAGAAGAAUGUCGUCUCUUGGACAGCUAUGAUCAGUGGGCUAACUUGGAAUGGCUUCUACGAAGAUGCUCUGCUUCUUUUUCGUGAAAUGAGUACAGAUCUGGAGGUACGACCAAACGAGGAGACAUUCGUGUCGCUCUCUUAUGCUUGUGGUGGAAUAGGAUACCCUCUUCUCGGGAAGCAGUUACAUGCUCACUUGGUAGUUGAUGGUUUGGAGUUAAAUGAUUACGACGGCAGGUUAUCGAAAGGUCUCAUCCACAUGUACUCUCUGUUUGGUCUAGUGGACUCUGCACACCACAUAUUUGCAAAAAAUUUCGGUAACUUCAGUGUUCAGUCUUUAAAUUCAAUAAUUAAUGGUUAUAUUAGGAUUGGGCAACUUGAAAGGGCACGAGACUUAUUUGAAACAGCUCCAAUCCUUGACAAAGUCUCGUGGACAUCUAUGAUCAGCGGUUAUCUUGGAGAUGGACAAGUAUUAAAUGCUUGUGAUACUUUCGACAGAAUGCCCGACAAAGACUCUGUUGCUUGGACAGCAAUGGUAUCGGGGCAUGUUGAUAAUGAGCUUUUCAAUGAGGCGGUGUCCCUAUUCUCGGAAAUGCGGGUACAAGGCAUUCAUCCUUUGGCUGCCACUUAUUCGGUUCUCCUCGGAGCAGCAGGCGCCAUAGCGAAUCUUGACCUCGGGAGGCAGUACCACUGUCUGGUUUUGAAAUCGCAUCUCGAGCUUGACCUGAUAGUACAGAACUCCUUGAUCUCCAUGUAUUCAAAAUGCGGGAAGAUCGAGGAUGCUUAUGACAUUUUCUCUAACUUGGAAAAUCGAGAUGUGGUCUCUUGGAACACCAUGAUUAUGGGGUUCUCGAACUAUGGGAUGGUGAAUGAAUCUCUGCGCAUUUUUGAAGCUAUGCUGAAUGAUGGAACACCACCAAACUCGGUAACCUUUUUGGGGAUCUUAUCAGCGUGCAGCCAUGCAGGUCUCGUCACAUUUGGGAAGGAGUUGUUUCGCUCCAUGAGUGGCGUUUAUGCAAUUAAUCCAACUCGGGAUCACUAUAUAUGCAUGAUCGAUCUCUUGGGGAGGGCCGGGAAAGUGGAGGAGGCUGAGGACUUUGUGCUUGGGCUUCCUUUCGAGCCAGAUUCUGCCAUUUGGGGGGCUCUGCUCGGUGUGUGUGGAUUGAAGAAUAAUCACGAGGUCGCAGCGCGUGCUGCCCAACGGCUCCUCAAGCUGGAACCUUUGAAUGGGCCUGCGCAUGUGGUGCUGUGUAACAUAUACGCAGCAAAGGGUCAGCAUGUCGAGGAGAGAGUCCUGAGGAAGGAGAUGGGAAUGAAGGGCGUGAAGAAGGUUCCUGGCUGCAGUUGGGUACUGAUCAGAGGGAGAGCGUGCGUGCUCCUCUCAGGGGACAAGUUGCCUCCUGAAGCACAGGACAUAGUGUCGCUAUUGUGCUGGAAUAUUGCGAAUCACAGCAGACCCCAGGCUUGAACGCCUGGGUCAUAACUUGGGGACGUCGCGGUUCGAUUACCGCUAGUGAGCAUAGGGGCAUACUCUCUUGCCUGUACCCAAAAGAAUUUUGUUCAUCAGAGACAUGAACAGCGCCAGUGGAUGCUUGGUUUGCUCGUAACAUCGGCAUUGCUUUGGCUGUCGUGGCCGAGCUAUGGGGUGCUCUUAUGGGAUUGGAGUUGGCUUGGGAGAUGGGAAGGAGGCGGGUCACGCCGGAAGUCAACAACUUGGAAGUGGUGUGCCGACUGAUUCGAAGCCAAGAGCAUUGUGCCCCUCAGUUAGCUGUGUCUCUGCGAUCAGAGAUUGGAUUACGCAAGUUGUUCAUACAUACAGGAAAGGGAACCGUUGCACAGAUUGGUCGGCAACGAUUGCUAUUCAACUGCCAUUUGGGAAUCAUGUGUAUCAAGAUCCCGCCCAUAGGACUUGCGAGCGCCGCUUUUUAGCAAUAAUCAUAUCCGGCAUUUGUCAUUCAUAAUUUAUUUGUUUUUCUGUGGCCUGGGCCCCAUUUGAUUACAAAAAAUAAAAAUAAAAAAAAUCUCCAAGUUUACGAAUAUUACCAGUGUGUUUGGUUUUAUAAUUAAAUAAAGUUGAGUUUUUAUUUUAA